AAGCAAACUUCGUUCUGCGUCUAUUCACAGCCAAUUUGGUGCUUCUACAUUAAGAUACAUCAUCAGAAAUAUCAAAAGGCAAUGUCUUCUUCAGAAGUAAACCUCGAAAAUUAUCUAAUUCCACUGGAGGAGGUCAAUCUUGCAACCAAAAAUUUCAGUCCGGAAAGAUAUAUUGGAGGUGGUGGAUUUGGCAAGGUCUACAAAGGAGAACUUUCUGAAAGAUGGCAAAACCGCACAGCCGCUUUCAAACGCCUAGCUCAGAAUAGCUACCAAGGAGAGCACGAGUUCCGUAAUGAGAUUAGUAUGAUAUCCAGAUUCCACCAUGAAAACAUCAUCUCUUUUAUUGGUUACUGUGAUGAAGUCAACGAGAUGAUUGUAGUUUAUGAGUAUGCUAUCAAUGGAAGCCUAGAUCAUCAUCUUCAAGACCCCAAUAAGAGGCGCGACAUAACAUGGACACAUCGCCUAAAGAUUUGCAUUGGGGCAGCAAGAGGACUUAAUUACCUUCACUCAGGACUUGGGGAGCACAACAGAGUAAUACAUAGAGACGUGAAGAGUGCUAAUAUAUUGUUAGAUGAUAAUUUUGUUGCAAAAAUUUGUGAUUUUGGUUUGUCAAAAUUAGGUCCCAAAAAUCUGCCAAAUACCCACCUCGACACAAAGGUUGCGGGUACCCAGUUUUACUUGGAUCCCACUUACCAUGAAAGCCACAUCCUUCGAAAAGAAUCGGAUAUAUACUCAUUCGGGGUCGUACUAUUUGAAAUGCUUAGUGGGAUGCUGGUUUAUAGUGAAAGGAGCAUUGAAGACAAUCGGCCAAAGUUUCUAAUGAAUUUGGUUAGACGAUAUGAUGACAACCAACUACACAAGUUAAUUGAUCCCCAUAUGAGAGAUCAGAUUAGUAGUCGUUCUUUGGAUAUGUUUAAAGGAAUUGCAUAUCAGUGCAUUAGUUUCAAUUUAAAGGAACGCCCUGGGAUGGAAGCCGUCAUUGCGAGAAUUGAAGAAGCAUUGGCCAUUCAAUCUUUGGAAUAUGCUGAGGAGGUUAAAGGUGAAGCUCAAGAAAGUUUUAAUGCUGUCAUUGAGAAAACAGACGAGGUCAGAGAGGAACCCACACAUGAGUUCCAUAUUUUGGAUAUGCAUGAGGAUUUGGAGUUGGACUCUACUACUAGCACCGAAAGCAAUACGAAAAUGGAAUCAACAACAAUUGAGGGGGAGGCUAUUGCGAUGGGAUUACAGACCAUAAAGAAGGAUGAUUUGGAGGAGAUAAGCCAAUUAGAAUCCGGUAGUACAUAUAGAGUUGUUUAUCAUGGAAUGUGGAAGGGUACGGAUGUUGCAAUUAAGAGAAUUAAAGGCAGUUGCUUUGCUAGGAAGUCAUCAGAAACGGAACGUAUGAUUAACAAUUUCUGGAAGGAGGCAUUGGUUUUAAGUUCUUUGCACCACCCAAAUGUUGUUACCUUCUAUGGUAUAGUUCGUGAUGAGCCAGAUGACUCUUUGACAACUGUAACAGAGUACAUGGUUGAUGGAUCUUUGAAGCAAUUUUUAAAGAAAAAAGACAGAACAAUAGAUCAACGUGAAAGACUUAUCAUAGCCAUGGAUACGGCUUCUGGAAUGGAUUAUUUGCAUGGAAAAAAUGUCGUGCAUUUCGACCUAAGGUGUGAGAAUCUUCUUGUAAAUAUGAGAGAUCCACAUAGACCAAUUUGCAAGAUUGGAGAUCUUCGCUUAUCCAAGAUAAAACGACACAAUUUAGUGAAUGGUGAUAAUUGUGGAACCGUGCAAUGGAUGGCACCUGAGCUUCUUAAUGAUAAAAGUCACUUGGUAACAGCAAAGGUUGAUGUUUAUUCGUUCGGGGUUGUCAUGUGGGAAUUGCUUACCGGAGACGAACCUUACAAUAAUAUGCAUCAUAAGUCCAUUAUUGGAGGAAUCAUCAAGAACACAUUACGACCAGUAAUACCAACAUGGUGUGAUGCUGAAUGGAAGUCAUUAAUGGAGAGUUGUUGGUCUUCUGAUCCGCAAGAGAGACUCCCAUUUUCAGAAAUUUCUCAGAAGCUAAGAACCAUGGUUGUAGCAAUGAAUGUCAAAUGAUAUCAUGUUCCAUAAAUGAACCCUUCUUCACUUCUUUAUGCAUGCCAAUGGGUCAUGUUAUUUUUUGAACGAGGAAUAUGUAUUAAUUAAACGGAAAACUAGCAAUUGUCUUGACUAAGCCCCAAAGAGCAUUGCAGUGAAAAAAAAAAAACAUAAAAUAUUAGAAAGGUGAAAUGCACAAAGUACACCAAUCUAAACUAAGAAGCUUCACCCUAUUUAUGAUCCAAU
Lactuca virosa is the source of this 2301-nucleotide messenger RNA. Lineage: Eukaryota; Viridiplantae; Streptophyta; Magnoliopsida; Asterales; Asteraceae. The record is from the annotation of a GenBank genome assembly.